Molecule: messenger RNA, 5713 nt
Organism: Schistocerca cancellata (South American locust)
Lineage: Eukaryota; Metazoa; Arthropoda; Insecta; Orthoptera; Acrididae
Product: serine-rich adhesin for platelets-like
Exons: 7
Coding region: 149-5713 (1854 amino acids)
Source: RefSeq, a predicted model, not a curated record
AGGAAGAAAAAGAAGAAGAAGAAGCAGCAACGGAGUCAUAGUAAAAAGCACAGUUCGAGCGAUUCGGAUGAUGGUGUUGCCGCACUGUUGCUUCCGGAGCUUCCUGUCACUGCUGGAGGUGUGACUGAGCCUACUGGUGGAAAGACUAAUGAGGUGCUGGGAUUUGUUCCAGAGUUGGCUGUUAACUCCCACCUUCCUUCGAAAGCAGCUGAAACAGGUAAGAAAAACAAGAGUGCUGCAAAAGCAAAACACAAAAGUCGAUCUCGGGGUAAAAAGAAGAAAAAGGAAAAGAAACAGACUCGACGACACACUCGCCAUACUGGACAGUGACUCCGAAAGUGAUGAGAGUGGCGACAGAGAUUCGGACACACGAGAGGACGGAGAUGAACGGAAGGGGCGGCGUCGAUCUUCGUCGAUGCCUGAACCACCGCAUAAGAAGCGACGGCGCUCGCCUUCCAGUUCGCCUGAACGGUCGCCAGCUCCAUCCAAGCGUCGACAGAAUCAGCACCCGUCAACUUCAGCCUCAUCCGAUCGACAGGCCCCGUCUGAAGGUGGUGGCAGAUCAGGUUCUGAAGGAGGCAGGGGGACCAACAGAGAGCGACAGAAGAAUGGCAGUGAUGAGGGCAGCAGUCGUAAGAGGGUCAGAGGCGGUGGCUCUCCCAAAGCAGUGGCAGCAGCAGUAGUGGCUGCUGCUGGGGAUGGGGCAGCGUCUGCAAAGCCCAGAGGUGCCACUAGGUGUUCAGAAAAGACGAAGUCUGCCCAUUUUGAAGGUGAGGAAGAUGAAGAAGAGGCCGACGGAGAGGGGGAAGAAGAGGAAGAUGAGCACCACAGACAUUCGAGGAGUCGCAUUGUGGCCGUGCGUAGGAAGAGGAGUGUCAGCAACUCGAGUUCUGGCAGCAGCUCAACAUCUGUCACUUCGAGCAGCAGCCGGAGUAGCAGCAGCAGUAGCAGUAGGAGCAGUUCGAGCAGUAGUGACAGUUCCAGCAGCAAUGGCAGCAGCAGCUCUUCUUCAGACGCUUCGGACAGCAGCAGUUCCAGCAGUAGCAGCACGAGUAGCAGUAGUUCGAGCUCCAGUAGCAGCUCCACCCCCAGCACGAGCAGCUCGAGCAGUUCAGAAGCACGUGCUGGCAGCAGUAGCAGCAGCAGCUGUGACCUGCCUGUGCCGCAUGUCAGCGACAGCGACGAUGGUGACGAGCUGGCGGACCUCACAGGUGACACCCGCCCUGCCCUCUUCCCAUCCGGUUUGGGAGCUGAGGGCGAAGCCGAUGAGGACGAUACAGAAGAUUCUGAAUCUUCAGACGAUGACUAUGAUGAUGAAGAUGAUGAAAACGAUGAUGACAGUGGAAAUGAUGUAGACAAUGAAAACGGCAAUGAAAAUCAAAAUGGUGAAGACAAUCAGAAUGGUGGUGAUGAGGACAGAGAUGGAGAGGAGGACAGUGAUGAGAGUGAAGUGUCGUCAAUUAUGUCACCUAGUCGCAUCAAGAAGGAGGCAGUCUCUGACGAAGAUGAGUCAGAGGUGUGGGACCCGGAAUCCCUGCGCGCGCUGAACGAGGCAUUUGACAGCAAGGAAGGUGUGAAAUUGGUCAUCCUGCAAGAGCUGCCAGAACAUAUCAGAACCAGGAACAGUAAUUUCAAUAAGUCUGCAGAAAGACAGACAUCGAAAGAUGAGGCCUCAGUUGAGCUGAAACUUGAGCCCAUUCUUUGUGCCCCGUCAACUUCAAAAUCGUCUAUGUAUGAGGGUGCUGGACCUUCCAGUAAGCAGACUCCAGGAACGUCAAAGAUAAGUGAGUCGAGUAAUAGUGCACGCACGAGCACAGAAACAGAGAACUUGCCGGGUCCGUCGAAACCUUCUUUAGCAGCUGCUUCUGUAGCUGCCUCUCCCAGCACAGUGUGGCAACAGGCAGGCUCUUCGAAAGUGUGUAAGAAAUCUGAGCUGGUGGCUUCUGACAGUGGUUUGGGACAUGGUAAAAGUUCUGUAGCUAACAAAACAUCAACCAGUGCUAUCCCUCUGAGCCAUAACGCCCCAGCCAAAGCAUCAACCAGUGCUAUCCUUCUGAGCCAUAACCCCCCAGCCAAAGCAUCAACCAGUGCUAUCCCUCUGAGCCAUAACGCCCCAGCCAAAGCAUCAACCAGUGCUAUCCCUCUGAGCCAUAACGCCCCAGCCAAAGCAUCAACCAGUGCUAUCCCUCUGAGCCAUAACGCCCCAGCCAAAGCAUCAACCAGUGCUAUCCCUCUGAGCCAUAACGCCCCAGCCAAAGCAUCAACCAGUGCUAUCCCUCUGAGCCAUAACGCCCCAGCCAAAGCAUCAACCAGUGCUAUCCCUCCGAGCCAUAAUGCCACAGCUGUGGCUGUUGAUCAGGAGAGAGUCUCUCUGUCAGAAAGGAAUGAGUCAGUUCUCUCGCAGACCCAGAAUGGAACAGUAGAUGAUGCAGAAAUUGGAGGCCAAUUGAGGGACACAGUGGUAGGAAUGGAAAAUGAGUGUCCCAUAUCGCAAAGAAGAGCUGCUGAAGACACUUCGGAAGAUGGCACACCUGUAAAAAGUCAUGUGAGAGAAGAAAUUGGUAACAAUGCUGAACUCGAAAAUUCAAUUGUUCAGAACAACCAACUGGAGGCACAACUUGCAGAAGUGCCUCUUCUGGAUAAACAUCCACCACAGACACUAUCCUCCCAGCAAAAGGCCUCUGCUCUUACUCAAAAAGCAAAUGCUUAUCCUGAAAUGUAUGAUAUGUUUGCUGAUGAACCACCAAGUGCAUCAGUGGUUCAGAGUGCAUGUAACAAAGAGAAUAACAAUUUGGAGCAACCAGGUGGAAGUGAGAAACAGGUCCAUAGUUACCAACUGAAUGCACAAACAUCCACUAGUAGUGAGAGCAAACCUUGCGCCAAGUCGGGGAACACUAGUUCUGCCCAUGAAAAUAGGAAAAGCACCAACGAGUGUCUCGCCGAAGGCCUACCCCUCGGAAGCAGUGCAGCUCCAAUUAAUUUGGGACUCUUUCACCGUGAAAUGCCUGUACAUUUUACGUCUGACAUUUCUGCAGUGAGCAGCUGGGAGGAGAAAUUUCGUAUUGCAGUGAGAAAUGUGCAGGAGCUGAAAGCAAGAACCGAAGAGCGUCAGAAAAAAUUGGCAGACGGAAACAUUGAUAAAGUGCCCGAAGCAGAAGGAGAAAAGAAAGAAGAAACAGUUACAAAAACUGCAGAGGAAUCAAAUUUGAAUGCUGACUUCGUGAAAAAGUCACACAGUUUGUACUGGGAUGAGAAGGAUGACGAGAGUAUACAUUUCAGUUGGGGCCAUGAACGUGAACAUUCGAAUACUGGAGCCCAGGUAUCAGAUUUUGACCAGACCACUCGAGAAGAGGGAGAUAACUCGGCCUCCCGUCAGAAGGAUGAGAACAGUUGGAUUUCUUCUGAGUAUGGGAAUGGAAAGGCUGAGGGUAGUCAUGUGGAUGGCAACAGUCACUUUGGUAAAGUUUUUUGUAAUACUGAAGUCAGUAGCACUCCUUCCGAAGUGAUCAAUUCCCUAGAGGAGAGAGACUUCGAGGUAGAUCGGAGCUCUUGUCACGAAAAUAGGGAGGCGUUGAUCAGUCAUGAAAGAUCGCAUGGUUCAACAGUACGAGAAUACAUUCCUCUUGAAAGGUGGAAAGAAAGUAAGAAUGACCAAAUAAAAUUUGAUGAACAAAAUGAGGAUGAUGUCAUCAGUAAUUGUAGAAAAGAAUACAUCAUUCAUACAAAAGACACACAAAACAAGACUAAUAAUCCUCCAGAUUUGUCUGCAGCUGACAGUGGGUUACUGGAAGAUGAAGUAAAACCCAGUUUGAGUGGUGGUGGUGGUGGUGGUAGUGAUUGUGAUGAAGAGGAAGAAAAAACUCUUCAAGAAGUUGCGAAUGUCACUGAUGUAUUUCGUAAAUUAAUAGAAUGUAAAGACAGGGGAGAAAUUACACUAGGUACUGAGUUGGAGCUGUUGGCUGCUGGAAGCCCACAUUCGUCUGAUGAUGAGGAGAUUUUACCUGUUUGUUUUUCUGACAAUCUCUUUAGCCUGCAACACAUUCUCGAGAGAGAGGACACAGACGAAAAGUUGUCUAAUGAUGCCCUCUCAUCGCCUGCACAAAAGAGGGCUAGAGAUUCUCAAGAAGCCAAAGGUGCCCACACAGAGGACACUGCCAUCGACUUCGAAGAGCAGGACAGUAUCUCCUCUCCCAGGAAAAAGGCCCGCACGACUGAAUCAAGGGCUGAAAUGACUUUUAGUGGUAGUGGGGUUCGGGAGCCUAGUAGUGUCGAUGGGGAGGAGCACAAUAAGCCACAGUCUGCCACUCCGAGCAGUACCCACGGGCUCUCGACAGACAUUAAGGCUGACAGUUCGGGUGAAAAGAGUGGAGAGGCAGCUACCGCCACUCGGCACGAUGAACGCAGGAGAGAGAGGAGUCCAGACUCCUACAAGACCCAGGAGGAGAAACACAGGAAGAGCUCCCGCCACCACGAUGACUCUGACAGGCAGAAUCGGAGUGAUGACAAGAGGAGGGAAAACAGAGAUCGGAGGCGGGGAGAGGAACACAGACGAGACAGGAGGGAGAGAGAGCGGAGGAGCUGGCGGCGUGACAGCCGCAGCCGGAGUGCCAGUCCUGCGGACUACCUAUCGUCCAGGAAGCGCCGGGGUUCCGGGUCACCCGACCGCCGGCAUAGAGGUGUGGAGGACAUCCCGCUGCCUGCAGCCCUGCGGCAGCAACGGAGGUCCCAAUAUAGGGCAGACGACGAGCCACCGCCAGCCGCAGAGGCACGGGAGGGAAGGCAGAAGCGUUCCUCCACACUCUCCACUGGUGUUGACCCGAAGCUGUCAUCUGCUAAUAUUACACAGUUGGAACACUUAGCCGGCUACAGCUUCAGUUCAAGAUCAGAAACUAGGACCACACGCGGAAAAAGGCCUCCAUCUCCACCGCCGGCGAGCAAGUCACUGAAAUUUUCACCCAAGCGCCCAUCCCUGGAUGACCGCAUUGAGAUGGAACUGGGUGUUCGCAAGGCAGCACCACCACCACCACAGCAGCAGCAGCAGCAGCAGCAGCCGCAGCAGCAGCCGCAGCAGCCGCCGCCACCUCCACCACCGCAGUCACCGGCCCCUGUCCCACAGUUUCAUCAACAACAGGGACCAUACAAUUUCCCAUUCCCGCCCAACUACUAUGGCCCCCACACUCCUCAAAUUCCCAGUCCGGCUCCUCUGUUCCAGCAAGGCUUCAACCCUCUGCACUGCCAGGGGCGUCCUCAGUUCACCUGUCCCCCGCCACCCAUCGUGCGCUACACCACACCGCCACCGCCUAUCCAGAAUAAGAGGCCGCCAUUGCUGCCUACUCCUACGCAUUUCCGGCCACGGAUGGAGAUGUGGGACACGAGCCCAGAGGCCAUGGCGGCCAUUAUGAGGGGCACGCCUCCUCCACCUCCACCGCCUGCACAACCCCCACCUCCCAUACAACCCCCACCUCCCGUACAACCUCCACCUCCAGUACAACCCCCACCUAUGCAACCUCCACCUCCGGCACAACCUCCUCCUCCUGUACAACCCCCGCAGACACCUCCACAGCAGCACUUUCACAAUUCGCGAGUUGUUCAGGUUGGCAAUGUGUUACAAGUAGUACCAGCAGAACUGCCUCCCCCUCCACCUCCACCACCACCUCAGGAGCCACCACCAUCUACGAUGACGGUACAGUCAGAGAAAACAUUGCAUGUUUGA